GAAUGUUAGUUUUGUUGUUAUUUACUCUAAAUUGCGUGCUGGCAUUAGCGGAUCAUGAUGGUUCAGGGGACCCACUAGAUUGGUUAAGGUCAAGUAUCCCUGGAGAACCUGGAGAAGAUUACCCAAUCCUAGGUUCAGCUAAAUCAACAUUCUCUUGUGAAUCCAGGCUUCCAGGAGGUUACUAUGCAGACCCUGAUUUAGGAUGUCAGGGCUAUCAUGUAUGUCUAGCUGGAAGAAGAAAGAUGACCAAGAUUUCUUUUCUCUGUCCAAAUGGAACCAUAUUUAACCAAGCCAAGUUUAUUUGUGAUUGGUGGUAUAAAGUAGAUUGUGCCCAAGCAGAAUCAAGCUACAUACUUAACAAUGAGAUUGGAGUUGUCAGCAUCAAAACAGAAAAUGAAGAAAAAUCACUUCCAGUUCCAAGCUCUAAAAGAGGACAGAACAAAAAGAUUGUUUCUACAGAACAAACUGCAGUUGAUGUAAACAAAAACAUUAGGCCCAGGCCAUCUAAAAAAUCUGAAGUCACAGCAAAAAAGAAAAUAUUGGACCCAACAUCUGAAAAUGACAUUUCAACACCUUUGCCUACUACAAAUGAUCCAUCAUUUGUUGAUAAGGUUGAAAAUGUAAAAGUUGUGUCUAAACCUUCAGACACAAGUGAAAAAAUAGAUAGAAAAAGUAAACCAUCGACGGCCAAUAAGCAACCUCCUACUAAAUCUAAGCCAAAGGAAACACCUACUUUAGACUCCCCUUCUAAGGCACCAGUAUCCCAACCUGACAAAGUUGUUACACAAUCAGUUACAUCUUCCUCUCCUGUACUUUUCACGACCACUGAGGAAAACUUUAUCCCUGGAAAGAAAGGAAAUAAGCAGCCAAUGAAACCUACUCCUCGUUACCAAACCAAUGCUCAGAGUAUCCAGACGGGCAUUAGACUGCAGAAGAGUAAACAACCAGAAGUUGGACCAAGAGAAGAGAAUCAAGUAACUAACUCAGAGUCCAAUCAAGAACAAGCUGCUUUCAGACCUGCUUCAAGACCAGUUCCAGGAAUUCAAACACCUAGUGGAAGUGGGGAUGUGCUGUCCCAAGGAGCUUCUAGAGGAUCUAAACAAAAAACUAAAGUGCCAUCCAACUCCUACCUCCCAGCAAAUCUACCCUUUGACCCACCAGCAGCUGUCGAAAAGGAGGGAUUCAAGAAUUCAAAAAUACCCAAUGAACGGAAAGAAUUUCGAUUUGAGGAUCCUGUUUUGUUUACACUUCCUCCCCUUCCUGAAGCAAAAAUACCUAUUGACCUCACAGAUUUGACCCUGUCCGACUCUUCUCUGCCCAGUGUGGGGGAGGAGGUGGAGGAGCCAAUUAUUGCUCAAUACGACGCUACAAUUCCAGAAACAGAUACAGAUUCUAUUGGGGAUACUGACACAACUCUAGAAAAUCUUCUUCAGUCCUUCAAUCUUCAGCUGGAUAUCCCUAAAGUUAAAAACCCAUAAAAAAAUUAUUUUUGAAAAUUUUUAUUAUUUGUAAAAAACGAAUCAAUGAGGGAAAAUUGAUAAGACAACAUGAAAGGGAUUUAGUCUUCGCUGCAAACUCUGAUUUUUAAUCCAUAUAUCUUUGCAACCCAAUGUUGUAGACCUUAAAUGUUCAAAACU
Molecule: messenger RNA, 1637 nt
Organism: Eurytemora carolleeae
Lineage: Eukaryota; Metazoa; Arthropoda; Copepoda; Calanoida; Temoridae
Product: nucleoporin NUP159
Exons: 10
Coding region: 3-1478 (491 amino acids)
Cellular component (GO): extracellular region
Molecular function (GO): chitin binding
Source: RefSeq, a predicted model, not a curated record